Messenger RNA from Paramuricea clavata, 606 nucleotides. The record is from the annotation of a GenBank genome assembly. Lineage: Eukaryota; Metazoa; Cnidaria; Anthozoa; Malacalcyonacea; Plexauridae.
AUGAAUGUCUGGUCAAAUUGGUGUUCAGCUAGACGAAUAAGUCAGCCAAUUGAACUUUUUCCUUAUGAACAAUUGGAUAAGCUUCUCAGCAAAUUUUAUGGCGAGGUUAAAAAGGUGAAUGGAGCGGACUACGAGCCAGAAAGCCUUCGCGUGAUGCAAGCUGCAAUUGAUCGCUACUUACGUGACAAAGAUUACGGCGAAAGUAUCAUUUUUUCAAGGAUAUUUCAUCAGUCUAUGAAGACACUCAACGCUAAAGCAGCACGUCUCCGACAGCAAGGCAUGGGUAAACGUCCCAACAAAGCAGAAGCGCUCAACCAAAGCGAACAGGAAUUGCUGUGGCAAAACGGUUCACUCGGAAAUCAUUUGCCAGUCGCGUUGAGAAAUGCCAAUUUCAAGUGUCUUUCGGAGCAAAUAGGUUUGCGAGGACGACAGGACCACUACGACGCAUAUGUGGAAGAUUUCAUCCUUCGUAAGCACGACGAUGGCUCGGAAUCUAUUGUAUUCAAUGAAAAUCCCACCAAAACACGAAGCGGAGGCCGCAAAAAGAACCACGAAGCAAGUUAUAACUUAUGUGGAGCACCGAUGGCGGCCCUCGAGACCCAGUAA